AUGGAGACUUACUCAUCACGUCGAUACCUAUCUAAUCGAAUGUCAUUUGUCAGGUCUACGACUUCCAAAUUUAAAUUCGGUGCUCAUGUCAGCGGUGCUGGUGGUAUAUCCAACAGCGUUACCAAUGCCCAUGAAAUUGGCUGUAAUUCGUUUGCAAUGUUCUUGAAGUCGCCAAGACAAUGGAAUUCUAAACCGUAUCCCGAAUCAGAAAUCACCAAGUUCAAUGAGAACUGUGCAAAACUUUCUUAUGAUCCUAAAACUGAUAUUCUACCGCAUGGUUCUUAUUUCAUAAAUCUAGGGAACCCAGAUCAUGAAAAGGCAGAAAAGGCAUACGAUGCGUUCCUCGAUGACCUGGUAAGAUGCGAACAAUUGGGAAUUGGUCAUUACAACUUCCAUCCAGGAUCAUCAUUAGAUGGGGAUCAUGAUACCCAGUUGAAACAGCUCGCAGGAUAUAUUAACAAAGCCAUCAAUGAUACGAAAUUCGUCAACAUUGUUCUAGAAAACAUGGCUGGUCAUGGCAAUUUGAUAGGAAGUAACUUAGAAGAUUUGAAAACUGUCAUAGAUAUGAUAGAAGAUAAAAACAGAGUUGGUGUAUGUGUAGAUACUUGUCAUACUUAUGCUGCAGGAUACGAUAUAUCAACAAAAAAUGCCUUUGACCAAUUCUGGAAGAAGUUCGAUGCCAUCAUUGGAUUCAAAUAUCUAAAAGCGAUCCAUUUGAACGAUUCAAAAGCCCCAUUAGCAGCAAACGCCGAUAGACAUGAAAUAUUGGGACAAGGGUUCCUAGGGCUCGAAGUUUUCAAGAUCAUUGCCCACUCAGAAUUCCUUCAGGGGAUACCGAUAGUACUAGAGACACCACAAAAGGAAGACGCUGGCUACGGUGAAGAAAUCAAACUAUUGGAAUGGCUAGAAACUAUAGAUGAAGAGGAAAACAAAGACUACAUCGAGAAGAGAUUAGCAUUGAAUAAACUAGGAGAAAAGUCCCGUAAAGAAUUCCAAGCUAAGUUUGAUAAGAAGAACAAGUCCACAAAGACCACUAAAUCUACUAAGAGGAAAGGACCUUCUAUCACGGAACAACUGACAAAAAAGACAAAGAAAACAAAGUCUUAA
Molecule: messenger RNA, 1107 nt
Organism: Kluyveromyces lactis
Lineage: Eukaryota; Fungi; Ascomycota; Saccharomycetes; Saccharomycetales; Saccharomycetaceae
Gene: APN1
Product: DNA-(apurinic or apyrimidinic site) lyase APN1
Exons: 1
Coding region: 1-1107 (368 amino acids)
Biological process (GO): base-excision repair
Cellular component (GO): nucleus; mitochondrion
Molecular function (GO): zinc ion binding; phosphoric diester hydrolase activity; DNA-(apurinic or apyrimidinic site) endonuclease activity
Source: RefSeq, a predicted model, not a curated record